Aspergillus puulaauensis is the source of this 1146-nucleotide messenger RNA. RefSeq names its product actin-related protein ArpA (gene RO4). The transcript has 3 exons. Lineage: Eukaryota; Fungi; Ascomycota; Eurotiomycetes; Eurotiales; Aspergillaceae. The record is from RefSeq and is a predicted model, not a curated record. The coding region runs from base 1 to 1146 and encodes 381 amino acids.
AUGACUGAGGCCACCCUUCACAACGCCCCUAUCGUCAUAGACAAUGGCAGCGGCACAAUCCGCGCCGGAUUCGCCGGCGAGGAAAUCCCCUCAUGCUACUUCCCAUCGUUUGUCGGUCGGCCAAAACACCCGCGGGUCAUGGCCGGCGGUCUAGAAGGAGACGUCUUCAUCGGACAACGUGCUCAGGAAUUACGCGGUCUAAUGAAAAUUCGAUACCCAUUAGAACACGGGAUUGUGACGGAUUGGGACGACAUGGAGAAAAUCUGGCACUAUGUGUACGAGAACGAGCUCAAGACGCUGCCGGAAGAGCACCCCGUCCUCCUUACCGAACCGCCGCUUAACCCGCGCAAGAACCGUGAUAUUGCUGCCCAGAUUAUGUUCGAGACCUUCAAUGUUCCCGCUCUGUAUACCUCCAUUCAGGCUGUACUGUCGCUCUAUGCUUCUGGGCGGACAACCGGUGUGGUUUUGGAUUCAGGGGAUGGGGUCUCCCAUGCGGUUCCUGUGUUUGAGGGUUUCGCUAUCCCCAAUAGUAUUCGGAGGAUUGACGUUGCGGGGAGAGAUGUGACAGAACAAUUACAGCUGCUGCUUCGGAAGACCGGGAAUGUGCUCCAUACCAGCGCGGAAAAGGAGGUGGUACGAAUGAUCAAGGAGAAGGUCUGCUAUGUUUCCUUGGACCCGAAGCGGGAGGAGAAAGACUGGGUGAACAGCUAUCACAAGUCGGAAUCGAAGUACGCGGACUAUGUUUUGCCGGAUGGGCAUAAGAUCAAGAUCGGACAGGAACGUUUCCGUGCCCCCGAGAUUCUCUUCGACCCCGAGCUCAUUGGCCUCGAAUACCCCGGUGUACACCAAAUCGUUCAAGACGCCAUCAUCCGUACGGAUCUCGACCUCCGGAAGUCGCUGUACCUUAACAUUGUCCUGUCCGGUGGGUCAACGCUGUGCAAGAACUUUCCCGAUCGAUUAAUGCGCGAGAUCAAGCGACUAGCCGUCGAGGAUAUGAAGAUUCGCAUUUCCGCGCCUGCUGAGCGAAAGUACACGACCUGGAUCGGUGGGGGUAUUCUUGCUGGACUCAGCACGUUUCGAAAGAUGUGGGUUAGCGCAGACGAGUGGCACGAGGACCCUGAGAUCAUUCACCGGAAGUUUGCUUAA